AUGGUCAUUACAAAUUCAUCUUACGGAUACGUAUUGCCAUACAGAACUCUUCCGGUGAUUGAACCGACAAAUAUGACAAUCUACAUUCUUUUUUGCCUAUAUCAAUUUGUAAAAGUACUAAUUAUAGUCUUCGGUUACGUCGCAACUGAUUGUCUAUUCAUGAGUUUGGCACUCCACGUCAGCGGUGUUCUCUCUGCACUUUCCUGCAAAGUAAAGCACGUUUUGGAAAAUCCGGAGAAUCGUAAACGUCGAAUAAAAAAAUUAAUUGUGAGACACAUACGUCUAGUAGGGUUAGCUGAUUCUUUGGAAAGUGAAUUCAACCUACUAAUUUUACAACAUUUAAUGGGAAGUACCUUUCAUCUAUGUCUUCUUGGUUACGACGCGCUCCUUGUAAAUUUAACAUAUACAUUUCGUUAA
Vespa mandarinia (Asian giant hornet) is the source of this 417-nucleotide messenger RNA. Its product is annotated as odorant receptor 4-like. Gene Ontology annotation, molecular function: olfactory receptor activity; odorant binding. Gene Ontology annotation, biological process: sensory perception of smell; detection of chemical stimulus involved in sensory perception of smell. The record is from RefSeq and is a predicted model, not a curated record. Gene Ontology annotation, cellular component: plasma membrane. NCBI's taxonomy places the organism in Eukaryota, Metazoa, Arthropoda, Insecta, Hymenoptera, Vespidae.